Molecule: messenger RNA, 1294 nt
Organism: Fragaria vesca subsp. vesca
Lineage: Eukaryota; Viridiplantae; Streptophyta; Magnoliopsida; Rosales; Rosaceae
Exons: 2
Coding region: 632-1057 (141 amino acids)
Source: RefSeq, a predicted model, not a curated record
CUCAAUCCCAAAACAAAGCUGAAUUUCGUGAUCCGACAAGAAUGAUCCUCAGGCGCAGCACAAGAGGUGUGCUCUGUUCUUGUCUUCCCCUCAACAAAUUUAUAGCUUUGUUUCGUUCGGAAGAAACCCAUCGACCGAAAGUGAGUUUCAAUCAGAUCUUGACUCAAUUUGUCAAGCUACAAUUCUAUUCGAGUCAUCUUUUUGCAUAAACAAAUGAGCUUUACAGCGCUGGAAGGACGUUGCUGCUGCAAACAAAACUUACAAAGAUCUAUAACAGAAUUUGUAAGAACACAUUCUUCUGUAAGACCUUGCUAGCUUGUUUGAGGAGGAAGCUGUUGCUGAGGGAGAUAGAGCUGCUUCAGCUGUUCGGGGCUGUUGCUCAGAACAGUGGUGGGGAGAACAAAGUGACUUCCCCACUCAUCCGUGCAGCUCAGGUGGUUUUCAUGAAGGAAACGUUGCGAAACAAAGCGUUGUAUCGGCAUUUAACCAAAUCCAACAGCUGAGAGAUCAAAAGCUGAGGCCUCAUCUUGAUCAGCUCCUACAUGAUUGUUUCGCAUUGCUACUCAACUCAAGCCAGGAUCAUGUCUGAAUUCUAAGCGAAAUAUACACGAAAUAUACUCCACCUCAUAGAAUGGUUUCCGAUGCCAAUCACCGCAAUGCUGCUAAGAAACUUAAAGCACAACUUGAAGAAUGGCUUGCGUGCUUCACUAAUUAUGUUUCUUCGCACAAGGCUUACAUUAAGGCUCUUCAUGUUUGUGCAAGGCGUCCACUCCUGGCGUUUUGUGAAGAAAACAACAACAACGCCCUAUCACUGCUGGAACUGGAAAAGUGGUCAAGUUGUUUGGAUAAGCUGUCUGCUGAUGUGACUGUGACUAAAGCCAUCGGUGACUUGGCCACAAAAGUUGGAGAACUAUUGGAGUUACAAAAUAAGGAAUAUAAACACAAGAGGCAGGUUGAACUCCAAGGGGAGCAUUAUAAAACUGAGAAGUCCAGUAAGACCAAGGACAAGUCUUAUAAGUUGAUGCAAAGGAUAAAAGAAAGAGGAAGUGGAAUAUGAAGCUAGCAGGAAGGAGACCGAAAAGAAUGCAGUGAUUCUAGUUCGGACAGGGUUUACUUCACUUUUGGAUCCUUGGAUGAAUUCUUGAAGUCUUUUGCUGAAAAGUAUGAUGACAUUAGAAAGUAAAACCAAGCAUCUGAGAGGUUAUUUAGAUAGUUAUUAAUAAGGAUUUAUGUAUCUGAGUUCUUUUUCUUUUCUUUCUUUUUGAAUAAAUGUAUCUGAGUUGAGUUUUAGAUC